CUUCCGACUUCCUUUUCUCUUGGAUGGGCAUUCACUGAAGUUAGAAAUAAAUGGGACGCAUGUUAGUACGGUUAAUCUAUUUUUGUACGGGCACCCUAGAACAAAGUCAUGACUGCACAUACUGGUCGCGACUGAAGCGGCUCCCGGCGCCUUUCUUUACUCCUCGUCUCUUUUCACGGCACGGAGCACAGAUUUGAUAUUCGAACACGUGCGUGGAUCGGUACAUUCCUCGGAGAAACGAACGAUUUCGACGCUGUAAUCAACAAGUGAACGCCAGAAGCAAAAUCGAGGAUCUCAUCAAUCACGAUUCCCGAUACGACCGGCGUGAUCAAUUCAUUACAGAGAAACAAUGAUCUUCCGAUUCUAACAGUUCUGACAGUUUCAAAUAGGGUUGUACCAAAAUUAACGAUGUGUACGCGUCGCACGCGCGAAACUAUUUCUCUGUUCCUGAUUCUCAUGGUAUUUGGUUUGUUUUCAACCGGGAACGCGGCGUCUGCACACAUACAUACCUAUCAACAUAACAAACCCACUAGUAAUGAGAGAACAGAGGAUGGCGCGUACAGUCCAAGAGACUUGGACCAUUACGCAGGAGGGGAACACCAUCAGGAGUUUGAUCAUGAAGCUAUACUCGGAAGCAUAAAGGAAGCAGAAGAGUUUGACAAACUUCCAAUGAAGGAAUCGAAGAGACGACUAGGAAUUUUAUUAACAAAAAUGGAUUUGAAUAACGAUACACUGAUAGAGAGAAACGAACUGAAAGCAUGGAUCUUACGUUCGUUCAGCAUGCUUUCCACGGAGGAAUCAAAAGACCGAUUGGAGGACGCCGAUAGCGACGAAGAUGGUAAAAUAAGUUGGAAUGAAAUUUUGCAAGACACGUACGGCACAGAUCCGGAAGAUUUAGCAGUGAACGACAAGCUCAUCACCGAUGACAAGCAGACGUUCGAGACUGCAGAUAUAGAUAAAAAUGGUUAUCUGGACACGGAGGAGUUCAAGGCUUACACUCAUCCCGAAGAAACUCCUAGAAUGUUCCCGCUUCUGCUUAAGCAAGCUUUGGACGACAAAGACACGGAUAAGGAUGGAUUUAUCAGUUUCCAAGAAUUUAUUGGGAACAGAGCUAAGGCGGAAGAUAAAGAGUGGUUGUUGAUAGAAAAAGACAAGUUCGAUUAUGAGCAUGAUAAAAAUAGGGACGGGCGACUGGAUUUGGAUGAAAUACUUUCUUGGCUAGUGCCUAGCAACGAAGAAAUCGCUGGCGAUGAGGUGGAUCAUCUGUUUGCGGCGUGCGACGACGAUCACGACAAUCGAUUGUCCUUCGACGAAAUUCUAGAUCAUCACGAUACUUUUGUAGGCAGCGAAGCCACGGAUUACGGAGACCAUUUGCAGGAUAUCGAGCGUUUCCAAGACGAGCUUUGAGAAUCGAUCGCCCAGACGCGUUAGCAAAAAUCUUUAUCUCUUUUUCGUAACACCUGUUGCAAAUUUCCAUCCGCGAAAAUAUUUUGAAUACUUCUGAAUAUCGCCCUUUCGACUCUAUGUAUGUUUUUGGUAUUCCUAUAUCUGCUGCAUUUAAACCAUAUUUAUAUCGAAGUCGUUCGUAAUUGCACAAACAUGCUCGAAGUAACAAACAGUAUCUCUCGGACUGCAGUCUUCCAGUUUUUACAAAACUUUAGUGCCAUAAAUGCAAUGACAUCUAACGCAAGAUGCAUCAGCACCCAUAGACUUUAUAUUUCUUACGAUUAGUAAAAGUUACCAGCGUUAUAUUAUCUUAUUCUCAUUAUUUAUUGUGUAAAUGAUUAAUUAUACGCACGCUUCGAGCACCAGAUUCUUAUGUACAUGUGAAAUUAUAAAAAGGAUCGUACUGAACCGAAGUUGUGACUUACCUAAAUAAAUAAUUUAAGUAGUUAGACCUUUACUGAUCAUCGUUCGGUAUUUAAACAAAUGUAACAUAAAUUCGAGAUACGUAGAUAGUGCUAAUUUUAUUCGAACCAAAAAGUUU
Molecule: messenger RNA, 1987 nt
Organism: Colletes gigas
Lineage: Eukaryota; Metazoa; Arthropoda; Insecta; Hymenoptera; Colletidae
Product: reticulocalbin-2
Exons: 5
Coding region: 409-1407 (332 amino acids)
Cellular component (GO): endoplasmic reticulum
Molecular function (GO): calcium ion binding
Source: RefSeq, a predicted model, not a curated record